GUGAUGGCUAACGUGAACUAGCUUGCUUUGACAACCACAGUGACUGACACCGGUCGUGGUGAUCCACCUCCAGCUGCAAACGUCCCUUCGGUGGUCUCUAAGUAAUAGAGAGAAACUUUAAAGCUAACCAUCCACAGAGGCGUCUUGUCUGCCGACUUGAAGCGCCCUCACCGCAUCUUGGACUGCCCACGGCUCUCGUCCUUUAACCGGCCAGCCUCAUCCAGCCCCACUGUGGAUCUUUAGACCCAACGGCAGGACAGUGGCAGAGGCGGAGCCAGAGCCAUCGGGGACCAGACCAGCAGGCAGAAGGGCUCCAUGAGCGCCACGGGGCAGCAGCAGCAAGCGGGGGGCCUGCGGUCUCGCCGAGGCCUUGGCCGGGACAAGGACUCUGGGCAGGGCAUGGGCAUGGAGGCGGCCUGCUGGCUGGCCCCCGGAGUGCUGCGCAGGCUGAUCGAGUUGCCCUCACCCCCCCUGUCCCGACACCAGCUCAAGAGACUGGAGGAGCACAGGUACAGCAGUGCAGGACGCUCCCUGCUGGAGCCUCUCAUGCAGCGUUACUGGGAAUGGUUGGUGGGACGGGUCCCUUCCUGGAUUGCUCCCAACCUCAUCACCAUCAUCGGCCUGGCCACCAACGUCUUCACCACCCUCGUGCUCAUCUACUACUGCCCAACUGCCACUGAACAGGCUCCUCUCUGGGCGUACCUGCUGUGCGCUGUGGGCCUGUUUAUCUACCAAUCGUUGGACGCCAUUGACGGGAAGCAGGCCAGACGCACCAAUAGCAGCUCUCCGCUGGGCGAGCUGUUUGACCACGGCUGUGACUCCCUCUCCACCGUGUUUGUGGUGUUGGGAACCAGUAUAGCAGUGCAGAUGGGCACCAACCCAGACUGGAUGUUCUUCUGCUGCUUCGCCGGGAUGUUCAUGUUCUACUGUGCCCACUGGCAAACAUACGUGUCAGGAACGCUGCGCUUCGGCAUCAUUGAUGUGACUGAGGUGCAACUCUUCAUAAUAAUCAUGUAUUUGCUGGCCGCCGUGGGAGGAUCUGCUUUGUGGCAGUCAAUGAUUCCGAUCCUAAAUAUCCAGAUGAAAAUGAUUCCUGCCAUCUGCACGUUUUUAGGAGCCAUCUUCUCCUGCACCAAUUACUUCAGAGUUAUUUUUACAGGAGGUGUGGGCAAAAACGGAUCCACAAUAGCAGGAACCAGCGUCCUCUCUCCAGUUUUACAUAUUGGUUCAGUUAUAAUUUUGGCGAUGAUGAUAUACAAGAAGUCGGCUGUCCAGCUCUUCGAGAAACAUCCAUGUCUUUAUAUCCUGGCGUUUGGCUUUGUCUCGGCCAAAAUCACCAAUAAAUUAGUUGUAGCACAUAUGACAAAAAGUGAGAUGCAUCUCCACGAUUUAGCCUUCCUGGGACCAGGACUACUGUUCCUGGAUCAGUAUUUCAAUAGUUUUAUUGACGAGUACCUGGUACUGUGGAUUGCACUGAUCAUUUCCUUCUUUGACUUGGUGCGUUACUGUGUCAGUGUUUGCAACCAGAUUGCCUGCCAUCUUCACAUUUUUGUUUUCAAAAUCAAGCCUUGUUCAGUGCUCAGUUCAGCGCCUCACUGAGGACACGCCGGCCAUUACUGACUCUGUCCCUUUCCCGUUAGUCGCACUCAUCUUUUCUUCCCUCUGUCUUCCACGACGCAGGGGGAUGACCUGGUGUAAAAGUAUGUGCUUCUGCCAACUGAAUGUGAGGACAAAUAAUAUAUAUUAAGUUACUGGAGUAUUACUGUCAUCGUUUCUUUUUCACCAGUGCAGAAUUUGAAUUUGUACCCGUUUUCAUCUUCUGCACCAGUAAUAAGCAUUCUCCUUCUGACAAACUCAUGAGCAAAUAUUUCAGGAGAGUACAGGUGCUACUCGCUAUGUUCAAGGAGAGCAACUUAAAUGUCUUUUAACUGUUUGUGUGCAAAGAAAAUGUAUAGGAAAUGAAUCAAACUAUUUGCUUUUCAUAAUUAUAAUUUUUUUUUUAAACAUUUGCAUAACUUUACCCUUUUGUUAUUGUAAAUACCAAACUGUUACACUGUCUGUGCGUUUUUCGUUUAAGUUCAAAAAUCCUGCUUUGACACGUUUAUAAACUGUCAUGUAUAUGAUUUUUAAAACCACUUUAUCUCCUGCCCGUUGCACAAAACUGUGCAACUGAUCAGCAAAAAUGUGGUUUUGGAGGAAACUUAAUGCCGACUUCAGAAUGUUGUCAUUGAACAAACCUGCAAAAUAUUCACUGCCAAUGUUGUUUGUUUAGUCUGUCAACUGAAACCACUUGGUUAAAACAAGACAUGGGAUAUUAAUCUCUGGGUAGGGAUUUUGUGUGUAUUUAUUGUCCCGUGCAAUGUUAUUUGGGAAUAUAUUCAUCGUGAUGGUUUGGUUAAUGCUUAAUGGAGUUAGGCUUCCUCUACACUUUUAGUCACUUUUAUAUAUGCACAACAGAGAAACACAGCCACAAUCAGAUUUUUGUUUACACGUAAACAAAAAUAUCUAAACUCAAAGGUCCACUUGCUAGCAUUCAGAGCUAUGCAGAUGUGGAUGAAAGGUCUGAAAGCUAGUAAGAAGGUCUUUGAGGUCGAGAAGGAACUCCCAUGCUCAGAUUUUCACUCAUUUUGAUAGAAAAAAAAAAAGAGAGGUGUUUUUCACUCCACCAGCGGCCACUUGUCACUUCACAUUGUCUUUUACACUCCACCUGGUAUUAUGCUAUAUUUAUCUCAUUGUCAACUAAUCCCAUGAAAAGACCAAAAACAUAUUGUUGGUUUUGGUUGGGAACUGUUGAGCAAAAGAAAAGUACCGAACAUCACCAGACUUCUCCUCUUAAAAAGAAUGACUCCCUGCCACCUCGACUUAUUUAAGUAUACAUCACGCUCCUUCCUGUGUUGCCGGUGGAUGCCGCUACUUAAGUGAACCAGCGUUUUUAAAAUGUGUCCAUUAUUAACAUUGUCUGGUCGACAUUGUGUUUCCCCCAAAACGACAUACUGUACAUGGUGGUAGCGAAAACGGACGGUGGCCUAAAUGAGGUCACACAAUGACGUCACAGUUUUGAAGGUGGUGACUGGCGAGACUUGGAUACAUUUUUAUUUUAUUUUUUUUGUCCCUGACAGUUAAUUAAAAACCUGUUUUAUUUCAAGUGGCUGCUGCUCACUCCGCCUCCACAUCUAGCAACAUCAUCUGAUACUGAGUGGGUGUUUAAUGUCGCUGCUUCUGAACAGAACCUGUGCUGAUGUAUUCAUGUUGAGAACAUGUUUUGUCCUUGACAGAGAUUAUAGUUUCUUGCUUUUGCAUAUUGUGCCUGUUUUUGUUUGUUUUUGUCGAACAGCUCCAUUUGGAGACGCUUUACUAAGCCGCUAAUUUGUUUAAAAUGUUUAAGAAGAUCAACGAUGCCAAGUGUUGAGCAUCAUUAAUUACAGCAGCUUCAGAACUUUGUCAGUGUCUGAACUGAAGUUAAGAUUCAGGGUGGGUUUGUUGCAAUCUGAACGCUGUUGGGAGCGGGGGACAAACACACACACAAAAAAAAGUGUUAAAGGGUCACUUCACCCAAAUCACAGAAACAUUUGUCCUUGAAAGCCUUGUGGUAUCUUAAGAUGGAAUAUUAAAGAGUAUUAUGAGAUUUAUACAAUAAAGAUGUAACAUUCUUAGAAAAAAAGUUGUACAUCAUUAAAAUAAAGUUGUAGUUCUGAGUAAAGAAAAGUUGCAUAUAGAGUUGGGCUUUACGAGAAAAAAGUGUUGAGAAUAAAAUGAUUAGAAGAAUAAGGUUUCGGUAUUUUGAGAAGAAUGUAAUGGCAAAAAAAGUAAAUUGUUAACAAUUGGGGGAAAAAUACAUUAGUUUUAGCCAAUAAAGAUAAUAUUUUAAAGAAGAAAGUUAAACUCCACAGUUGUCAUUUAAAAAGUCAAAAUAUUAUCGAAGUAAAGUUAUAAUUGAUAAGUCAUGAUUGCUUCUGAAAAGGCUCACUGCCAAUAGGGAAUAAAAUAAUACAUGUUUCGACAUCUUUGGAGAAAAUAAAUUUCAAUUAUCGGAAUAAAGUAAUUCAAAAAAGCUGCAAUAUUUGGAGAAUAAAUUCAUGUUUUUUUUUUUUAAAGACAGGACUAGCUGUUAUUUUGAUAAGUAAUAUGAAGUAAAAGAAAAAAAAUGUAAAACAAGAAAAAGUGUCAAUACUUCUAGAAUAGUUAUAAUACAUUAAUAAAUAUAAAGUUGUUACUUUGGGAAAAUUUGUUUGAGAAAGUCGCAAUAUUUCAAGAAUAAAAUCGCAAUGUUUUAAGAAAUCAUGUUAUGAGAAUAAAGUUGUGAUUUUAUGAGAAUUGUCACUGAAAACUCACUGCAGUUGAGUUUUUCAAAUGUAAUUUUCCAACACUGAGCACCACUGUGUCAUUCUCCUACGUUGUGUUGGCUUGACGGCAGAAAUCUUUGCUGUGUAGAUCUUCAGAUUUGUGUGAACUGACCCUAUAAGGAACAAAACUCAACGUCAAUUUUUCUCAAAGUGUUUUAAUUUGACAGAUGACAUGCAAACGACCAGGUACAUUAUACAUUAUAGAACACCGUUGACUACAAACAGUAUUUGCUUGAAUGUCACUUAUUAUCUAUGAUUAGAUGUUCUAAUCCUUUAUUUGCUACAGUGGAUUUCUCGGUAAGGCCGUGUCUGAUCAGUUCAGUAGGGUCUUUUAGGAGAAAUGGAAGAUAAACUGAUGAUUUGUAUGAGUAUAGGCCUACUAACGCAUACUGCUUUACAGUGUGUGUACAAUAGCUGGAGAUUGUGAUCAGCUUUUCAUAGCUCAGUGCAAUAACAGCAUCAAUAGCUCAUGUGCAUAUAGUUACUGAUGUCAGGUCGACUCUCAUUGUUAGUAAUAGGUUUGCCUUAAACAAGUUUGGUUUCUAUUGUUUUGUUCAGAGCUGUUGUCACUGUGUGUAUGUGUCUACUCUUGAAAGCUUGUGUAGAAGUGUGUCUUAUGUUGGCCAGACUGCCAAGCUCAGGUAUACGUAUAUCACCAGUGUGCAGAACAGUGUGUUCUUAGAGGAAUACGGUAAACAAGAUCACCUGACAAUCUCUCCAUCUACCAAUGCAAAUAAAUUUCAUACACACCAGGAA
Messenger RNA from Perca fluviatilis (European perch), 5099 nucleotides. RefSeq names its product choline/ethanolamine phosphotransferase 1b (gene cept1b). Lineage: Eukaryota; Metazoa; Chordata; Actinopteri; Perciformes; Percidae. The transcript is spliced from 10 exons. The record is from RefSeq and is a predicted model, not a curated record. Gene Ontology annotation, molecular function: diacylglycerol cholinephosphotransferase activity; ethanolaminephosphotransferase activity. The coding region runs from base 316 to 1599 and encodes 427 amino acids. Gene Ontology annotation, biological process: phosphatidylethanolamine biosynthetic process. Gene Ontology annotation, cellular component: endoplasmic reticulum membrane; Golgi apparatus.